AAAAUAUUUUUUCCUCCUCAUUCAAGCGGUUGUCAAAUGUCCGCAAUUAAUUUACAAACUCCCGAUUUACCCAAUCAAAUAAAUUUUGCCCUUUUUGAAAUGAAUGCUAAAUGUGGUUAUAUAGCUAAACCUGCUUGUAUGAGUGAACCAAAUCUUAGUUUUAGUCCUUUUGAGUUGGAUAGAAUUGAAAAUGUUGUUCCUUAUUCACUCUGUUUAACUGUAAUUUCUGUCCAAUUACUUUCUCUAAUUUGUGAUAAACCAAAAAUGGCAGUUUAUGUUGAAAUUGACUUAAUGUUCCGAACACCUUCAGUAACUUCGGAUGGACUUAACACUAUUUUUAUGGAUAUUUAUGGUGGUAGUUCUUUCCGUGUGGAAAAGAUUAUUUUGCCGGCGAUGGCAUUUCUACGCUUUUCAGUAUAUGAAGAAGGCACUUCACGUAUGUUAUGUCAACGUGUUAUUCCUAUUCAAGCAAUGCAGCCUGGAUAUCGCCAUUUAGAUUUAAGGAAUGGUUUUAACAAACCUCUCGGACCGUCACUUUUUGUUCAUAUAGAAAUACAAGAUUAUGUGAGUGAUGCCCACAGGGAAUUAGUUGACGCCCUCCAAAAUCCUAUACAGGCCGCACAAAAACAACAACAAUUAAGUGAAAAGGAUCGAGAGGUUAGAUUAGCACGUGAGGAACAAAAUCAAAGGUUGCUUGAAGCUUUGGAAAGUGUAGAAAUGGGCUCGGAUGGUGAAGAAGAAAAUAGUAAAAGCAUGGCUGCUGCCUCAGGAACACCUCAAGGCAACGGAAAAUCUGCCGUGUCAGAACAAAACCAGAAAACAUUAAUUGAGGGAGUUCAAACAACAGCAACAGAAGACAGUGCUGCUGCAAGUUGUAUGGACGAUUCUGAUGGAAAUAAUAAUUACAAAAAUAAUAAAAAGAGAGAAAAAGGAGGGAGCCGUUUUCAGAAGCGAAAAACUUCAGAAAAUACGGGUGGUUGGCAUAGACUGCCAAGAUUUCAUAGAAGGCAUAAAGGGGAACAGGAAAAGUAUCACGCCUCUUCAGUCUCUCUAGAUGAGAUAUCUGGCACCUCAGCAGGCAGUUCAAGCAUCAGAAAUAAUAUUAAAACUUCAAGUGAAAGAAAAAUGACGACAGCUUCAGAUACUUCCGAUAAGCAAAGAAAAUCGCGUUUGGAAGAAUUAGAAGUACAAUUGCCUUCAAUGGAGGAAUAUGAAUUAAAUCAUAAAAUACAGAAAUUGUUGAAGGCUUUUGCAAAGAAAAAUUGUUGUUUCCCCAUCCUCCCUUCCAACUUCCCCCAAUUUACUUCACAAUCUGCCAGACGGUUGUCAAUGGCUUUUGGGACAGUUCCAAAGAAGAAUAAUAAUAUUGACAAACUUUCUUGGCAUAAAUUAAUUAAAGACAUUAAUGACAGUAUCGAAGCCCUAAUUGAAUCAGACAAAAAACAAUUUGUAAAAACAAUUGAAUCCAGUUAUGAAAAUGAUUUAAAAGAGAUUCGAGAAACUAAUGCUCGUCUUAGACUUAUUGAACUUAAUGGAGUUACUAAAAAGAAUGCCCCAAUGGAAUACAAACGCCUUUCAGAUAAAUAUGUAAAAAGAGGAGUAGAAGAAAACCGACGUUUACUUGGAGUUAAAAUGACCAAAUUGGAAGAAUUGGGCGAACAAGCGCAUUCCCUCAAACAAAAACUUGCCAACAAAACAAAUGAGAGGUUCGAUGAAGUACCACAAAUUAAUUCGGAAUGA
This is a messenger RNA of Meloidogyne enterolobii, 1740 nucleotides long. NCBI's taxonomy places the organism in Eukaryota, Metazoa, Nematoda, Chromadorea, Rhabditida, Meloidogynidae. The record is from the annotation of a GenBank genome assembly.